AUGUCCACCAAUUGGCAUUCCCUCGUCGCUAGAGCGCUCGAUAUACCUUUGGAAGGCGAUGACUCCCGAGUUGGUUCUACUCGUGAUGGGUCUAGCGGUGGUACCUUGAGUAGCAACAACGCCUCCAAGUCUUCGUCGCUUCAAUCGCUUGGUGGAACAUUUAUACCUGUCAGCAUUUAUUGUGUCGUCUGUAUUCUGUUCUUCGCCCUUGCUCGAGUAAAAUGUGCCCGUGUCUAUGCGCCGCGGGCUAUACCGAGCUUGCGAUCACCUCACACGCCUAUUCCGCCGCUGCCAAACGGCUGGUUCAACUGGGUGAAGCCGUUCUUCAAGACUCCCGAUACCUUCGUACUCAACCAUGGCUCCCUCGAUGGCUUCUUCUUUCUGCGAUACCUCAAGGUCUUGCGAAACACAUUUCUUGUGGGCAUGUUAAUCGCUUGGCCUAUCCUCUUCCCAAUCCAUAUCACUGGUGGCAAUAAACUCAGCCAAUUGGAUAUCUUGACGAUCGGUAAGAUCAGCGACAAGACUCGCAUGUUUGCGCAUGUCGCUGUCGCAUACAUGUUCUUUGGCUUUGUUCUCUUUACCAUCACUCGAGAGUGUUUCUACUACAUUGGUAUUCGACAAGCUUAUCUUUCUUCGCCUCACUAUGCCAAGCGAUUGUCAUCCAGGACGCUACUUAUCACAUCGAUUCCCGACCGUUACCUUGACGAAGCCCGACUACGAAAGCUUUAUGGCGAUUCCGUCAAACGAGUAUGGAUCCCGCGAACCGCCAAGGCCCUUGUCAAACUUGUGGAAGAAAGGGAGGAGACAGCAAUGCGACUGGAAAAGGCCGAAAUCUUGCUGAUCAAGAAAGCAUAUCUGGCUCGUAAGAAGCAACUUGGAAAGAAUCCGCCAUCAACAUCGUCCUCGGCCGAACCUUGUGCUGCAGAGUCGAGUUCGUCCUACAGGACUGAUCCAAGUAGCGAACAGAACCGGCCGAAUUCCCCGCGCGAGGUCGACAUAUCACAAAACCACGAACAGGAACAGGGCGAAACGCAGGACCAGAACAACAAGAACCAGUAUCCGCAAGUGUCCCAAACGGCAACCCAAGACACUCACGACUUCUUGGAGAAGUCAGCCGAAGAUCCCGAAUACGUCCAUCCAUACGGACUCGAUCCAGAUCUCCCUGAUGUUCGAGGCUCCGUAGCCGCUCAAUGGGUCCCUGCGAACGCCAGACCUUAUCACCGGCCACUUCACAACUUCUUCCGACGCGUCGACACAAUCCGUUGGUGUCGCAUGCGACUCAAGGACCUGAAUCUCGAGAUCUGGAAACUUCGACGCCAGGUUCGUCGCGGCGAUGGCGAUACCUUACCUGCCGCCUUCAUCGAGUUCGAAACACAAGAGGCUGCUCAGGCUGCGCACCAGAUUGUAGCCCAUCAUCGACCCCUCCAACUCGCUCCUCGGCUUUUAGGCGUGCGACCAGACGAGGUCGUUUGGAGUGCACUCCGAAUGCGCUGGUGGGAGCGCAUCAUCCGCCGCUUUCUCAUCAUGGGUCUUGUCGCGGUUGCUAUUGUGUUUUGGUCUAUUCCAUCUGCCAUGAUUGGUAUUGUGUCGAAUAUCGACUUUUUAAGCGGCAUUAUCUUCCUGCGGUGGAUUAAGCUAUUGCCUAAGCCCAUUCUUGGCUUUCUUCAGGGUUUUAUUCCUGCCAUUGCUUUGUCCUUCUGGAUGUCGCUUGUCCCUGCGAUGCUGAGGUUUUGCGGUGUUGCAGCUGGAAUCCCGUCUCUGGUGCUAGUCGAACUCUUUACACAGAAGGUCUACUUUGCUUUCCAAGUAGUCCAAGUUUUCUUGAUCACGACAUUGACCUCGGCCGCUUCUGCUGCCAUUCUCAACAUCAUUAAGAAGCCUAUGUCGGCCCCCGACCUCCUGGCGACAAACCUACCAAAAGCCUCAAAUUUCUAUCUCUCAUAUAUCCUUGUUCAGUGCCUGGCCAUUGGCGCCACUGGCCUCUUGCACAUAUUUGAGCUGUUCCGACACUACAUUAUGGGUAGAGGUGUACAGAAUCCUAGGACGCGCUUCAAGAUUUGGUACACCCUUCGUCCGCCUCGCUGGGGCGGCAUCUUCCCGAUCUAUACGAAUAUGGCGUGCAUUGCGUUCUGCUACACAUGUAUCGCACCUCUGAUCCUCCUCUUCGCAUGUGCCGGCAUGGCCUUUACGCGCCUCAUUUAUCGUUACAAUAUUCUUUACGUAUUCGACUCGGAAAUGGAUAGCAUGGGGUUGUUCUAUCCCACCGCCCUCCUUCAGCUCAUCACUGGGCUUUACUUAGCCCAAAUUUGCAUGAUUGGUCUUUUUGCCUUGAAAUUGGCAUUCCCGCCCAUGAUACUGAUGCUCAUCUUCCUCAUAUUCACGGGGAUAGUACAUAUGUCUCUCAGUGACUCAAUAACGCCUCUGCUUUCAAAUCUGCCUCAAACAUUGACGUUAGAGGAAGAACUUCAAGAGCAGGAAAAGGCCGAAGCAGAGCAAAGGUUACAGGCUGAGGCAGAAUCUGGAGAAACGGAAGGGGGAAACGCGGCCAGUUACUUCAACACAGAUCUGAACUUUGGAGAAGAAGAGGUUGAGGAGCCUCCCAGCGACGACGAAGAUGGCCAACAUGGGGGGCCGCAAGGCUCAAGGGGCGUCGACGGUGCUGGCGGAAUGAAGUUCAUGGUAACGGAAUGGAUGAAGACGACAGCGAAGACACAGAUCAAGAAGGAAGUGCAGCAAUCGCCUAUCAAGCAAUUCUUGGAUCGCUGGAUCCUUGCUGGCAAUCCCUCAAAUCCGGAUCAGCCACCGACCUUUCUGCAACGGUUCCUCCACCCCGAAGUAUACGAAGAUUUCAUCGCCCUACGAAAGCUCAUUCCGUUCGAAGAGCUCCCCGACGCCGACUACGCUGGCGAUGAGAAGCUGUCCAACUACUGGCCACCAGAAUUGUGGAUGCCCAAACCUGUCCUGUGGAUUCCUCGAGAUGAGGCGCGUGUUAGUAGACAGGAAGUUGCGCACACGAGGAAGAUCACUCCCAUUACGGAUGUCGGAGUGACAAUGAAUGAGAAGGGCUUGCUUAUUGUGGAUGUCGAAGCGGCGCCUUUUCCAAGGUUGAGGCUGGUGCAUUGA
Molecule: messenger RNA, 3123 nt
Organism: Fusarium coffeatum
Lineage: Eukaryota; Fungi; Ascomycota; Sordariomycetes; Hypocreales; Nectriaceae
Exons: 5
Coding region: 1-3123 (1040 amino acids)
Cellular component (GO): plasma membrane
Molecular function (GO): calcium-activated cation channel activity
Source: RefSeq, a predicted model, not a curated record